This is a messenger RNA of Populus euphratica (Euphrates poplar), 2184 nucleotides long. Its product is annotated as calcium-dependent protein kinase 10-like. Gene Ontology annotation, molecular function: calcium ion binding; protein kinase activity; ATP binding. Bases 175 to 1851 code for a protein of 558 amino acids. Gene Ontology annotation, biological process: protein phosphorylation. NCBI's taxonomy places the organism in Eukaryota, Viridiplantae, Streptophyta, Magnoliopsida, Malpighiales, Salicaceae. The record is from RefSeq and is a predicted model, not a curated record. The transcript has 7 exons.
CCAUAAAGCAUGUUUACUUUGCAUUUUUCAAAAAGACCUCUUUUCCUCAACUGAACCCCGCGUUUUCUCCUUCCCUUCUUCCACCGGACCACCAUCCCACCACCGCCACCACAACAACAACUCCGUUUCUCUCUAUCUCCUUCUUUCGAGCAACAAAAAAAAAAGUAGAGUAGGAUGGGAAACUGUAAUACUUGUGUAAGACCAGACACCACAACAGAAGACACCAACGAACACCAAACCAGAAACAAAAAAUCAAAAAACCACAAAAAGUCAAAUCCUUACUCAGAAGACUACCCCCACCACCAAACCACCACCAACAAGCGAUCAUCACCGGCUCCGAUCCGGGUCCUAAAGGACUCAUCAGUCUCACUUAGCCACCGCCCUCGUAUCUCUGACAAGUACAUACUCGGCCGUGAACUGGGUCGUGGAGAAUUCGGCAUCACGUUCCUGUGUACGGACAAAGAGACUAAAGAAUCAUUAGCGUGCAAGUCAAUUUCGAAGAGGAAAUUGAGGACUGCUGUGGACAUAGAGGAUGGUUGGAGAGAAGUGGCAAACAUGUCUACUUUGCCUGAGCAUCCAAAUAUUGUGAAAUUGAGAGCUACUUAUGAGGAUUACGAAAAUGUGCAUUUAGUUAUGGAAUUGUGUGAAGGAGGUGAGCUUUUCGAUAGGAUAGUGGCUAAAGGGCAUUUUAGUGAGAGAGCUGCGGCCCAUGCCGCCAGAACGAUUGCUGAAGUUGUUAGGAUGUGUCAUGCUAAUGGGGUAAUGCAUAGAGAUUUGAAGCCUGAGAAUUUUUUAUUUGCUAAUAAGAAGGAGAAUUCUGUUCUUAAGGCUAUUGAUUUCGGCUUGUCUGUGCUUUUUAAGCCAGGGGAGAGGUUUUCAGAGAUAGUGGGCAGUCCAUAUUAUAUGGCGCCAGAGGUGUUGAGAAGGAAUUAUGGACCGGAGGUUGACGUGUGGAGUGCCGGAGUUAUUCUUUAUAUUUUGUUAUGUGGGGUUCCUCCAUUUUGGGCAGAGACUGAGCAGGGUGUUGCUCUUGCCAUUUUGAGAGGGGUGAUUGAUUUUAAGAGGGAACCAUGGCCUCAGAUUUCAGAGAAUGCUAAAAGUCUUGUUCGACAGAUGUUGGAGCCAGAUCCCAGUAAGCGCUUGAAUGCUCAACAGGUUCUUGAACAUCCCUGGUUACAAAAUGCGAAGAAAGCUCCAAAUGUCCCAUUAGGAGACAUUGUGAGGACAAGGCUCAAGCAGUUCUCUAUGAUGAAUAGAUUUAAGAAGAGAGCAUUGCGGGUAAUUGCGGAACACUUAUCUGUUGAAGAGGUUGAAGUAAUCAGAGAUAUGUUUGCAUUGAUGGAUACUGACAAUGAUGGUAAAGUAACAUAUGAGGAACUGAGAACUGGUCUUCGGAAGGUUGGUUCACAGUUGGCUGAACCUGAGAUAAAGAUGCUGAUGGAAGUGGCAGAUGUUGAUGGGAACGGAGUACUGGACUAUGGAGAGUUUGUGGCAGUCACCAUUCACUUGCAGAAGAUGGAAAAUGAUGAGCAUUUCCGCAGGGCAUUCAUGUUUUUUGACAAGGAUGGUAAUGGAUAUAUUGAAUUAGAUGAGUUACGAGAGGCAUUAGCAGAUGAAUAUGGGGAAACUGAUGAUGAUGUGCUGAAUGACAUCAUGCGUGAAGUCGACACUGACAAGGAUGGUUGUAUUAGUUAUGAGGAGUUUGUUGCAAUGAUGAAAGCUGGAACUGAUUGGAGAAAGGCAUCUCGACAGUAUUCAAGGGAGAGGUUCAAGAGUUUGAGCCUUAACCUGAUGAAAGAUGGCUCGUUGCAUCUCCACGAUGCGCUCACCGGUCAAUCAGUUGCUGUCUAAAUUAGAGGGCUCCUGAUCUUGUAUUGCUUGUACUAGCAUAACGUUUGUGCCCUGUCAUUGAUAUAUUCAAUAUUUGAAGAGUCCUGAUCAUGUGUUUCACAAAAUGAAAGUAAUCUGUUCCCGUGCAAGGGACGAAUGAAUAUUGUUGGGAUCAGGGGUACAGAUUGGAUUGGCAUUAGGCUGCAUGAAGCAUGCAUCCGAGGUACAGUUCGUUGGCUUGCAGUAGUCGGACGCAGCACGGUAUAUUGGUGGCAGGGCGAUCUGUGUUUCCAAAUUAAUGUCACAUUUUUCUUGUAUAUUUUCUGGGUUCCUGGUGUUCAAUGAUCCCCCCCC